UUAUAUCGAUGUUCAUAUAAUUUCAAGUAGUGAUUAUACACAAACAUGGUUUUCUCGUUUUAAGUAGUGCUUGCGGUGGUUCUUGUUGAAAUACAGGUAAUCCUGCGGGGCUUCAUUGCACACAUGUCAAAAAAUGAGAGAGGACAGAGGAGAGGAGGAGGAAUCCCAUGCUUCUUUAAAUUCUGCUGCCAUUCUGCUACCGUGGGCGUCGUACAGCCCCGUUUCCAUAGAGGACAGUCUGCCGCAACCACAAGCCUAGCUUCGUCCACCUCUGAAUCAAGAAGCAACUAGGCAUGGACGACCGCACCUACAAGGGCGGCAUCAAGGCGUACUGGAAGCGCCGGGGCUACUACCGCAUGGACGGCGACGCCGCGCGGCGCCGCCAGCCGCUCCCCACCGUGGAGCUCGGAAAUGGCGUCUCCCAGGCCCAGGCCCAGGCCCAGCCGCCGGCGGGGGAUGGCUCGGGCCGGCGCCGCCGGUGCCGCGGGUGGCGCGUGCGCCGCGGCCAGCUGGGGCGGCGGCUGCUCCGCGCGCUGUCCCCUCGCCGGUGGCUCAUGCGGCUCCGCGACGCGUACGUGUCCGCCAUGCUGCGGCUGGCCUCCUCCCCCGCCGUCGGGUACGGCGCCGGCGCGCCCUUCUGCGCCACGGCGACCCACGGCGCGGCGGCGGCGGCGGCCUUCGCGCGGCCGGCGCAGCUCAAGGAGUACGACGAGAAGGUGCUGGUGGAGAUCUACAGGUCCAUACUCGCGCGCGGCGGGCCUCUCGCCGGCGCGCCUGCCGCCGCCACGCUGCGGCUACCGACGGCUGUUUGAGCUUGAGCGGCAGAAGAGACGUGUGUUCUUCUUGCUUAUUUUUAUUCUUAUGUGUCGCGACUUGUACUGAGUUGUAACUUGCGUGCGCCCCACAAGCUAGCGUUUCUUCUUCGUUCCCAAUUCGAUAUCAUCAAGUCUUAUGUUA
This is a messenger RNA of Zea mays, 957 nucleotides long. Its product is annotated as Binding protein. The coding region runs from base 294 to 812 and encodes 172 amino acids. NCBI's taxonomy places the organism in Eukaryota, Viridiplantae, Streptophyta, Magnoliopsida, Poales, Poaceae. The record is from RefSeq and is a predicted model, not a curated record. The transcript has a single exon.